This is a messenger RNA of Protopolystoma xenopodis, 252 nucleotides long. Lineage: Eukaryota; Metazoa; Platyhelminthes; Monogenea; Polystomatidea; Polystomatidae. The record is from the annotation of a GenBank genome assembly.
AUGGCCCCCCUCCCUUUCGACGGGCUCGGGCCUGCUUCAUGGGCGUGUGCAUCCGUUGCUUCUCGUUCCGCUUCCACCUCCCACCCCCCGAAUCCACUCAAUUCCAUCCUCAGGCCACUCGUCACUGCAGACGGCAUUGCUCAAGCCCUCAGCAACGCAUUCUAUGCCUCGCCUCGCAGAGCGAACCGGCGGGAUUGUGAUUAUGCGAAGAAAAGUUGGGUUUCGAGGAAUCUCUUGUUUCAUAAUUGUUGA